This is a messenger RNA of Auxenochlorella protothecoides, 699 nucleotides long. RefSeq lists its product as hypothetical. Lineage: Eukaryota; Viridiplantae; Chlorophyta; Trebouxiophyceae; Chlorellales; Chlorellaceae. The transcript is spliced from 3 exons. The record is from RefSeq and is a predicted model, not a curated record. Bases 1 to 699 code for a protein of 232 amino acids.
AUGCUCGUCUCACCCUUCCAGGCCUCCCCCGAGACGAGUGGGACGGAUGUUGAAGCUGAGCUGUACAACAAAGUGGAUCAAGUAGCCACCCUCCUGGACGCCUGGAUUCCCAUCAGGGGCCAGCUGGGAGCUCUGGUCCCUGCGAGGGGCCUUGGCUCCCCGGCACUCCCACUCAUCCCCCCACCUCCGGUGGAUGAGGAGGUCCGCGCCCUGGAGGCAGAGGUGACGGUCGCUGCACAGCAGGUGGCGACCCUGCGCACCUCGAUGCAGACUGCGCUGCAGGAGGAGCUGGCGCUGCGCCUGGCCUCCACCCGUCCUUCGUCUGAGGCAAGCCCCGCGGAGGCGGACGCUGACGCGGGCUCGGCGUCGCGCGAGCCUGUUUUCCCGGCCCUAGAGCCUGGCCUCCAGGCGCUGCAGGACCAGCUGGAGGCCGCGGCGGCCCAGAUCCCCUCCCUGCGCGCACGCCUGGAGGAGAGCAUUUCGCGCAUGUCGCGCAUCGCCACCGCCAUGCAGGCAGAGGAAGCCCGGGCGCGGGAGGUGGCGCCUGGCACAGUCGAGAAGGUGUUGGCCGGGAGGACGCCCGGCCCGGGAUCCGACGGCGUGGCCCCCUCCAGCCCCCCCGGCUCCGAUGAGGAGGCGGGGGAGGGGGCGGACCUGCGCCGCGCCCUGGCCGCCAGCCUGGACCGGCCCCUGGAUUGA